Molecule: messenger RNA, 528 nt
Organism: Alternaria incomplexa
Lineage: Eukaryota; Fungi; Ascomycota; Dothideomycetes; Pleosporales; Pleosporaceae
Exons: 2
Coding region: 1-528 (175 amino acids)
Source: RefSeq, a predicted model, not a curated record
AUGCCUUCUUUCACCACCAUCGUCGCCGCUCUUGCCGGAUGCUCUGCUAUCGUCAACGGCGCCGCCGUCCCUACUCCUGAGGCUCGCGAGAACAGCCUCAGCAAGCGCGAGCCAGUUCUCGCAACCAUUCUCGUCGCGGCUGGUACCGCAGCUGUCAGCGCUGUCGUCACCAAGGCCGUCGACGCGACUGCCAAGUUCAUUGGUGACGUCCAGAACUUCGAUGAAGCUCGCGAAGCCUUCACCCAGCAAACCACCAAAGAGAUGAUGGCCAACAACCCCGACCCUGCCCGCUUCCAAGCCGCCGCCUGCUACAACCAGGGCUUCUCGGUCGCUGACCCCGCCAACAUCGACGGCCAGAACUCUGUCAAGUUCGAGCUUGGCCUUCUCAACACCGACUACGAGUGCAUGUACAUUGCUGCUCCCAACCAGUUCUUCACCGAGGGUGACGGUGGAUUCAUUAACCUUGCGUUUGAGCAUACCGACCGCUGCACUUUCGACGAGGCUACCGCCGAUCUUACUUGCGUCUAA